Messenger RNA from Arabidopsis thaliana (thale cress), 943 nucleotides. RefSeq names its product Cupredoxin superfamily protein. Lineage: Eukaryota; Viridiplantae; Streptophyta; Magnoliopsida; Brassicales; Brassicaceae. The coding region runs from base 1 to 942 and encodes 313 amino acids. The transcript has a single exon. Gene Ontology annotation, molecular function: electron transfer activity. The record is from RefSeq and is marked reviewed.
AUGGGUCUCUCAGCGGCACGCAAGCUACUUGUAUUCCUCAUGGUUACUGUGUUCCUCUUCUCUGGGAGUGCUGACGCGUGGAGCUGGAGUUGGGGUUCCGGCCAGUCUGGUUCAAACGGGGAUUGGGGAUGGAGCUCUGGCGGUUCUUUUGGCUCGGGUUCUGGUGGUUCAGACUCCAACUCGGGUGGUUCAAGCUGGGGUUGGGGAUGGAGCUCGGACGGAACAGAUACAAACUGGGGUUGGGGAAGCAGCUCUGGCUCAAACCAUUCAAGCGGCACUGGCUCUACACACAACGGUCACAGCUCUGGCUCGAACCAUUCAAGCGGCACUGGUUCUACACACAACGGUCACAGCUCUGGCUCGAACCACUCAAGCAGCACUGGCUCUACACAUAACAAUCACAGCUCUGGCUCAAACCACUCAAGCAUAGUUGGUUCUACACACAAGAAUCACGGCUCUGGCUCAAACCACUCAAGCAUUGCUGGUCCUACCCACAACGGUCACAGCUCGGGCUCAAACCACUCAAGCAUCAUUGGUUCUACACACAAUCACACGGCUCCAUCGCUGGGAAGAAAGAUUGCGGUUACUGUAUGGAAAAACGGAUACGGUUACACAGAAUGGACUGCAAAGCAUGCCCCAUUCUACGUCAACGAUGUUCUUGUUUUCACGUACAACAACAAUGACCAAACACAAUCCAAGACGAAGCACCACCAUGACAAGAAGAAGAACGACGUCUACUUGCUCCCAGACAUGAAGAGCUUCAAGAGAUGCAAUGUGGCCAGAGGCAAGAAGCUGGUUGCACGAGGAGGUUCAUCAUCAAGAGGCUUCAAGUUGCUUCUCCGUAAGGUUCAUACUUAUUACUUCGUCAGUGGAGACCACAACGACUGCAACCACAACAUGAAGUUCUCUGUCCACCCGAUUCCCCACCCUUCUUCGCACUAAC